This is a messenger RNA of Panicum hallii, 3257 nucleotides long. Its product is annotated as plasma membrane ATPase-like. Lineage: Eukaryota; Viridiplantae; Streptophyta; Magnoliopsida; Poales; Poaceae. Gene Ontology annotation, biological process: regulation of intracellular pH; proton export across plasma membrane. Gene Ontology annotation, cellular component: plasma membrane. The transcript is spliced from 9 exons. Gene Ontology annotation, molecular function: ATP hydrolysis activity; P-type proton-exporting transporter activity; ATP binding. The record is from RefSeq and is a predicted model, not a curated record. The coding region runs from base 82 to 2934 and encodes 950 amino acids.
CCCUCCUCUCAUCACCGGCCGCGCGUUCAUCGUCGUCCCUCCCUCCGGCGGCUGCGGCGGCGGUUGCGGCCGGCUGCUCAGAUGGCGGGACUCGAGGAGAUCAAGAAUGAGGCCGUCGAUCUGGAGAACAUCCCCGUCGAGGAGGUCUUCCAGACCUUGAAAUGCACCAAGCAGGGCCUCUCCUCGGAGGAGGCGCAGGCGCGCAUCGCCGUCUUCGGCCCCAACAAGCUCGAGGAGAAGAAGGAGAGCCAGAUCCUCAAGUUCCUGGGGUUCAUGUGGAACCCCCUGUCGUGGGUGAUGGAGGCGGCGGCGAUCAUGGCCAUCGCACUCGCCAACGGCGGCGGCGAGCCGCCGGACUGGCAGGACUUCGUCGGCAUCGUGGUGCUGCUCAUCAUCAACUCCACCAUCUCCUACAUGGAGGAGUCCAGCGCCGGGAGCGCGGCUCAGGCGCUCAUGGCCAACCUCGCGCCCAAGGCCAAGGUGCUCCGCGACGGCCGCUGGAGCGAGCAGGAGGCCGCGGUGCUCGUCCCCGGGGACGUCGUCAGCAUCAAGCUCGGCGACAUCGUCCCCGCCGACGCGCGCCUGCUCGAGGGCGACCCGCUCAAGAUCGACCAGUCGGCGCUCACCGGCGAGUCGCUGCCGGUGACCAAGGGCCCCGGCGACAGCGUCUACUCGGGGUCCACGUGCAAGCAAGGCGAGAUCGAGGCCGUCGUCAUCGCCACCGGCGUGCACACCUUCUUCGGCAAGGCGGCGCACCUCGUCGACAGCACCAACCAGGUCGGCCACUUCCAGAAGGUUCUCAAGGCCAUCGGCAACUUCUGCAUCGCCGCCAUUGCCGUCGGCAUCCUCAUCGAGGUCGUCGUCAUGUACGCCAUCCAGCACCGCCGGUACCGCGACGGCAUCGACAACCUCCUGGUGCUCCUCAUCGGCGGCAUCCCCAUCGCCAUGCCCACGGUGCUCUCUGUCACCAUGGCCAUCGGCUCGCACCGGCUGGCCAAGCAGGGCGCCAUCACCAAGCGCAUGACCGCCAUCGAGGAGAUGGCCGGCAUGACCGUGCUGUGCAGCGACAAGACGGGUACGCUCACCGUCAACAAGCUCAGCGUCGACAAGGGCCUCAUCGAGAUCUUCGUCAAGGGCGUCGACGCCAUCGAGGUCAUCCUGCUCGCCGCCAGGGCCUCGAGGGUCGAGAACCAGGACGCCAUCGACGCCGCCAUGGUCGGCAUGCUCAGCGACCCCAAGGAGGCCAGGGACGGCAUCCAGGAGGUGCACUUCCUCCCCUUCAACCCCGUCGACAAGCGCACCGCUCUCACCUACAUCAGCCGCGCCGACGGCACCUGGCACCGCGUCAGCAAGGGCGCUCCCGAGCAGAUCAUGGCCCUCUGCAGCUGCAGAGACGACGUCGUGAACAAGGUGCACGCCAUCAUCGACAAGUACGCCGAGCGCGGCCUGCGGUCCCUCGCCGUCGCCAGACAGGAAGUGCCGGAGAAGCGCAAGGACAGCCCCGGCGGUACAUGGCAGUUCGUGGCGCUGCUGCCGCUGUUCGACCCACCGCGGCACGACAGCGCCGAGACCAUCAAGAGGGCGCUCAACCUCGGCGUCAACGUCAAGAUGAUCACUGGUGAUCAGCUCGCCAUUGCCAAGGAGACGGGAAGGAGGCUGGGGAUGGGCACCAACAUGUACCCCUCGUCGGCGCUGCUCGGGCAGUGCAAAGACGAAGCCAUCGCCUCCAUCCCCGUCGACGAUCUGAUCGAGAAGGCCGACGGCUUCGCAGGCGUCUUCCCUGAGCACAAGUACGAGAUCGUCAAGAAACUGCAGGAGAGGAAGCACAUCUGCGGGAUGACCGGUGACGGCGUGAACGACGCGCCUGCGCUGAAGAAGGCCGACAUUGGGAUCGCCGUCGCCGACGCCACAGAUGCCGCCAGGAGCGCUUCUGACAUCGUGCUCACCGAGCCUGGGCUCAGCGUCAUCAUCAGCGCCGUGCUCACCAGCCGGGCCAUCUUCCAGAGGAUGAAGAACUACACAAUUUAUGCUGUGUCGAUAACAAUCCGUAUCGUGCUCGGAUUCAUGCUCAUAGCGCUGAUAUGGAAGUUUGAUUUCUCACCGUUUAUGAUCCUUGUCAUUGCCAUCCUCAACGACGGAACGAUCAUGACGAUCUCCAAGGACAGAGUGAAGCCGUCCCCACACCCAGACAGCUGGAAGCUGAACGAGAUCUUCAUCACCGGCAUCGUGUACGGGUCCUACCUCGCCCUCAUGACGGUCAUCUUCUUCUGGGCCAUGCGCAGCACCGACUUCUUCACGAACACGUUCGGCGUGAGGUCGCUGCACGGCAGCCAAGACGAGAUGAUGUCGGCGCUGUACCUGCAGGUGAGCAUCAUCAGCCAGGCGCUCAUCUUCGUGACACGCUCCCGCGGCUGGUGCUUCACCGAGGUGCCCGGCCUCCUCCUCUGCGCCGCCUUCGUCGUCGCCCAGAUCGUGGCCACUCUGGUGGCGGUGUACCCCACGAUCCGGUUCGCGCACAUCAGCGGCGUCGGGUGGGGCUGGGCGGGCGCGAUCUGGGUCUACAGCGCCGUCACCUUCCUGCCGCUGGACGUGUUCAAGUUCGGCAUCCGGUACGCGCUGAGCGGCCGGGCGUGGGACACGCUGUUCGAGCACAAGAUCGCCUUCACCCGCAAGAAGGACUACGGCCGGGAGGAGCGGGAGGCGCAGUGGGCGACGGCGCAGCGGACGCUGCACGGCCUGCAGACGCCGGAGCUCGCCGGGAUCCUCAACGAGCGCAGCAGCUACCGCGAGCUCUCGGAGAUCGCCGAGCAGGCCAAGCGCCGCGCCGAGGUGGCCAGGCUGAGGGAGCUCAGCACGCUCAAGGGGCAGGUCGAGUCGGUCGUCAAGCUCAAGGGCCUCGACAUCGAGGGCAUCCAGCAGCACUACACCGUGUGACGCGAUGGUGGCUGGCGAUCGCCGGAUCCGGCCGCUGCCGCCGCCACCGCCGCCACCCCGUGCCCCGUCGCGCAUUUUCAGCGACGGCACGGCGCCGGCGUCGCCGCCUGUAAACUGAAUUUCGUCCUAGGCUGUCUUGCUGAUGAUUAACGGCGCAAGGCUUGUCUUAAGUACGUUGGUUUUGGCUUAUUGCAGUUUGUUAACACUUGGGAGGUGUAAAAGCUACAUGUGUAACAGCACAGUUUGUUUGCCACAAAGUGUAGUAUAUUUCUGAAUAAACUGGGAAAUAACAGCAGAGACGCAAAUGCAAUGGCUGUGAUGAA